UUACAAUUAAUUAAGUCCAAUAAAGAUGUAAUGAAAUAAGGAAAGUACAGCUAUACUUUAUCAUUGAAGAAUAGUCAAAACCAACAAUAAUUUCAUCACCAAAAUUUAUUGAAUGAACAAUAAAAAUAUAAUAUAAAUAUGGAUGAUAUGUAGUAAUUAAGUGAUUAGGAAAGUUAAUAUGACAGUGAUGAAGAGGAAUUCUCAAUAUGGGAAGAAGAUGAACUUAAAAGCUGUGGAAUAAACACUGAAGAAUUCAACGAUAGCAGAGGAAAGCUAUAAUUUUACUAAAUAUACAGACUGCGUUCUGCAUUAUAUUAACAGACUUAUGUUUCACGCUUGGAUACAAUUUUAGAAGUAUAAAAAAUUCAAUAUCAUUUUAAUUAGCAAAUAUCAGUAGAUGAGUUGAAAGAAUAGCAAGUUUAUCUUGACACUUACUACUCUAUUCAGAAAAAAGAUUAAGAAAUAGUUUCAGAAAACAAAUUGAAUCAUAAUUUCCUCAACUAAAAGUCAAAAAAAUUUGAUGUAAAAACUUUUAAUUCAUAAAAUAAGAAAGAUGAAAAAAUAAAUUUUAACGAGUCAUAAACUGUUUAAAAACAAGCAUUUGUUAUUCGUAAUAGCUCAAAUGAAAAUUUAUAGGAAAAUUUAUCAAAUUAUCCUCCUAAUUAGAUAAAAAGGAAAGAAAAUAAUAAUUAAAAAAUUGAUUUUGAUUAAGAUUCUUCAAAAAAAAUCAAAAUUCAUUAGUAAUAAGAAAAUAAAAUUAAUGAUAAAAAUCAAUGUAAUAUCAAAAGAUAAAGCAACCAUAUAACAUAAUAAUAAAAUUCAGGAAUUUUAGAAAAAAUUUUAUAUCCUCUUUCAUUUUUAAAACAAAAAAUUUUCAGAUAGCAUUAAAAUAUUUGA
Molecule: messenger RNA, 897 nt
Organism: Tetrahymena thermophila SB210
Lineage: Eukaryota; Ciliophora; Oligohymenophorea; Hymenostomatida; Tetrahymenidae
Exons: 1
Source: RefSeq, a predicted model, not a curated record